Messenger RNA from Spodoptera littoralis (African cotton leafworm), 4609 nucleotides. The record is from the annotation of a GenBank genome assembly. NCBI's taxonomy places the organism in Eukaryota, Metazoa, Arthropoda, Insecta, Lepidoptera, Noctuidae.
UCUGAAAACGAUUGUGGGGAUCCUGAAACAGAUGACCAAUGAAGACGAUGUGCUGAAAGCAUUCUCAGUGAUGAAACCACUGAUUGGACACGACGACUUCGACGGAAUUCUUGAGAGUCUACAGAAAAUAUCUGGAGAAAGAGAUCCUCAUGAAAUAGCUGAUCACUUCGAACAUAUCGCUCAUACUAAUGGUGUGGAGGGCCUGAAAAUGGAGAUACUAAAACUAACGAGUGGCCUUGGUCCGGCUGAAUUCCCGAGGUUACUGAAAGUUCUACUGCCAGAAAUAGACCUGAAAGGAGCCUUCAAUCUUCUAUUAUUGGGUACACGGACAGUGGACAUCGGUGAUGCUAUCGCAGCGCUCAAUCAUUUACUGAACACAAAAUCACUGACAGACAGUUUAGUAAUGCUGAAAUCGAUAACCAAACAGACCCAAACAAAGUACGCUUUAGAAGAACUGACGCAGGCUGUUAAUAGAGGAAGUCUCAGGGUGAUAAUUGAGAACCUACACAAAAUUGGAGGAAACGAUAAUUUGCUGGAAGUUCAAGCUGCUUUCAAAGAUGCUUUUGGGACGGACAAUAUUGUUAAUAUUAUACACAAAAUAAAUAAAGUGUCCAAACGUCAGGAUGCACUCUACUUCUUGAAUUCUUUACUCGACGUAACCCAAACGAAAAACAUUAGAGAAGCUGCCAAAUUCAUUUUGGGUCUUACUUCUAAGGAGACUAAUCUCUUGGACUUUUUGGAGUUAAUUCGCGUUAAUUCAGGACACGACGAUAUUAUAGACUUUUUCAAAAGGCUAAUGUCUAUCACUGGAACCAAAUCUCUCCAAGAAGCGUGGCAAGUGAUCGCCACAGUGACAUCUAUAGACGAUAUAUUUGUAUUCUUCGAUGAAGUGUACAAGUACACGGAUGUAGAGGUGAUUGUAUUCCUGGAAACGAUAUUACGAGUAACCAACGCUACUAAUAUUAAGGUUGCCGCUUCCAUGCUGAAGAAGAUCAGUGACGUCGAUGAACUGUUCGAUAUAAUUCAGCUGAUUUUUGAUAUUACUGAAAUGGAUAUCGUCCUGUUCUUCGAAAACAUUAUUACGAUCAGCAAAGCGUAUUAUUUGGAGGAAGCUGUUUUUAUAACUGAAGAGUACACGGCGACCGACAAUUUCAUUGACGCUUUGAGAGACCUGAAAAGGGCAACCGGGCAAUCAACUAUCCUCCAAGCGAUAGACUACAUAAAGAAGAACAAACCACGCAUAGAAAGAACAACAACUACUUCUACGGCAAAAUCUUCUGAAUAUGCCACAGAAGUUACCUCUUCUCCUACAAGUACUACAGAAGAAUCAAGUACUAAACAAAAUAAUGCCGCAACAGCAGAAAAUAAUGUUCAACAAGACACUACAACAUCAACAAUAAAGGAGACUACAGCUAAAGAAGAAUUAACAACUAUACCAAAUUCUUCUGCAAAAGAAACUACUGUAGAAAAGAUUACAGAAGAAUCUGGCAGUACAGAAGAAGCAACAGAACAAAUGACGUCCACAGAAGAGUAUACCAAAGAAGUGAUCACUUCUACUGAAGAAACGAAAGUUCCAGAAGGAACCACGGCACAGAAGACUCUAAAUGACAUUUUAACUACACAGUCUUCUAUACAGUCUACUGCUGCUAAAGAUGUGACUGCAGAAGUUACUCCAUCUACAGAAGAUAAUGUAACUGUAACCCAAAGUUCUACAGAAAAGAGUGCAGAAGGGACAACUCCAGAAGUUUCAACAAAUACAACUCCUAGAGACGAAUCAGUCGAAAAGACUACAAAAUUAGAUCAAACUCCUGAAAUUAGCACUGAAAAUUCACCGACUACUAUUGAAAAUACCACUCCGAAAGACACUGAACAAGUAACUGAUAAAUCUUCUACAUACAGCGUAACUGAGAAGAAAAUUGAAGAAGAAUCAACUACUGACCAACAGACUACACCAUCAGUAGAAGCUAGUACACAAAGAAAAGAGGAUUCUAAGCCUACAGAAGAGAUAUUAACCACGUCUUCAGUAGAAACAUCAACUAAAAUCACAACAGAAGAAUCCAAAACUACCACAGAAGGUAAUAAUGCUAGUGAAAAGACCACAGAAAAAUCCCCUGUCAAUGAUGUACAAUCUACUACACCUACGUCCACAGAAAAUAUAAAUGCACCUUCUACAGAAUCUAGCGUUGACACAACAGCUGUAGAAAUCACCAAAGAAUCCACAACUACAACACAAAAAUCAAAAGAAGAAUCAAGCACUACAACCAAAUCAGAAGACUUAAACACCGCGGCAGAAGAUAAAACUUCUGAGAAAUUCACUUCGACAGAAACUUACAUUUCACGUUCCAGAAGUACAGAAGACUCAUCUUCUGACUGCUCUUCCUCUUCUUCCUCAGAAGAGUUCAGUUCUGAAGUUCCUAGUACAGAAGAAAAUACACCUACAACAUCUGACAAGGCAAUUUCUACUACGGAAGCCAUUUCUUUAUCUACAGACAAUUCUUCUUUACCAACUUCUACUGAACAAGCGCCAAUUGAAAUUACUUCAACUGAGACGAUUGAACAAACUUCUCCAACUCAAUUAACUUCUACUCAAGAACCAACUUUGUUGACAACAACGGCUCAAGAACAAACAACAGUUGUUACAACGGAACAACAAACAACUGAACAAGGAAACCUUGAAACGACUUCAUCAACUCAAGCGGUUGAACCAAUUCAAACAACAACAACUUCACAACCUUUAGAAACCACUGAAGAGGCUACUACCACUGAGAAAUCUACUGAAUCAGAUAUAACAACAGUUCAAACAACUAUAGAACAAAUGUCAACUACAUAUUUACCGUCAACUGAAGCUGACACUAAAACAGUCGAAACAACUACAGAACAACCAACCACAGAAGCUAAUUCUGCUGAUAAAACAACUAAUCAGUCACCAACAACUGCUUCAGAAGAGAAUAUUAAUCAAACAAGUUCUUCACAACCUAUACAACCAACCACAGAAGCUAAUUCUGCUGAUAAAACAACUACUCAGUCACCAACAACUGCCUCAGAAGAGAAUAUUAAUCAAACAAGUUCUUCACAACCUAUACAACCAACCACAGAAGCUAAUUCUGCUGAUAAAACAACUAAUCAGUCACCAACAACUGCUUCAGAAGAGAAUAUUAAUCAAACAAGUUCUUCACAACCUAUACAACCAACCACAGAAGCUAAUUCUGCUGAUAAAACAACUAAUCAGUCACCAACAACUGCUUCAGAAGAGAAUAUUAAUCAAACAAGUUCUUCACAACCUAUACAACCAACCACAGAAGCUAAUUCUGCUGAUAAAACAACUAAUCAGUCACCAACAACUGCUUCAGAAGAGAAUAUUAAUCAAACAAGUUCUUCACAACCUAUACAACCAACCACAGAAGCUAACUCUCUUGAUGAAACAACUAAUCAGUCACCAACAACUGCCUCAGAAGAGAAUAUUAAUCAAACAAGUUCUUCACAACCUAUACAACCAACCACAGAAGCUAAUUCUGCUGAUAAAACAACUAAUCAGUCACCAACAACUGCCUCAGAAGAGAAUAUUAGUCAAACUUCUACACAACCUAUAGAAGAUACUACUUCUACAACAGAAGCUAACAUAAUUGAUACAACAAGCGAAGUUACUUCUGAACAAUCUGCAUCAACAAGUCAACACAAUACAGAAUCUUCUAUUAUGACCACGACAGGAGACCAACCAACAACUAUUUCGGCAAUAAAAGACCAAGGAACAACUCAAUCAACAACAACUCAAGUUACAUCAAUAGACCAUUCAGAAGAAUAUGUUAGCUCAGAAGAAUACAACUCAUCUGCGUAUGAUUCUACUGAAAACAGUUCCGAAGAAGAAACUCAAAGACAAGGGGAAUACGACUCAAAAUCGGUUGAGGAUCUAGAAUCGGUAGAGGGGACUACUGUUCCUAUGUCUUUUGGUUCAACAACGGAGACUUUGACAACUGUAACUUUAGGACAAUCGUCCACAGAUAUGUCUAGUUCGAAACAACCAAAUAUUAAUGAAUUAGUUACAACAACAGCUCAAUCAGUAACUGAACAAAUUACAACUCCAGUUUCGUCAACAAAGCAAGAAGAAUUAACAACUGAAGCUCCGACAACAACUCAAUAUAAUCCUUCAACAACAGAUAUUUCAUCUACAACAACUCUUUCAGAAGUUCCACCAACUCAACCCUCUCAUGAUGAACCUACUACAGAACGACUUACAACUCAAAAUACACCUUCAUCAGCUGAUAUAGCUACUGAACCAACUUCUCCUGAAGAAAUAACAACAACGCAAUCAGUUUCUACUGAUCAGUCAUUAACAACUGAGGCUGCCACUACUCAAGUAGUUUCAUCUACGACUACUGAGCCAACUGAUAAUGUGUCAACACAAGAGAUUACUACUACUGAACGGUCUGUAGCUACUGAGAUAUCAACAGCUCAAGCUUCAUCAACAACUGAGUCGACAAUAGCCGCAGAACAACUGUCAACUGAGGAGAUAUCGACUGAGGAUGUAUCUUCGUCAUCAGACUCUUCAUCUUCUUCGUCAUCAUCAGAACAGGUAACCAGCACUGAACAGGUACCACUCAGUCACCAGUGA